Molecule: messenger RNA, 589 nt
Organism: Pocillopora damicornis (cauliflower coral)
Lineage: Eukaryota; Metazoa; Cnidaria; Anthozoa; Scleractinia; Pocilloporidae
Source: RefSeq, a predicted model, not a curated record
GAUAGAUGUACGCUUUUGGAUAUGAGCCAGUUUGUUUUUCACAAUGGCACAUUAUCAUUUGCGUAAUGUUUGCUUGAGUCUGACUUGGACUCACUCAGACACCAUGAUACUCACUUCGCACUUGUUCAAAGCGUUGAUAGUUUGUGUUCCGUUCGUUCUUGUUAUUUGCGAAGCAAGGAAUAUCUCUGAAUCAGCUCCUGACAUUUGCCCCCCCGGAUGGAUGCGUUGGAAUAACGCGUGUUACUACUUUGCAAAUGAUUCCGUCUCAAGCCGGGUCGCAUGGCAAGACGCUCGACAGGCAUGUCAGAGAAUCCGUGGAGGAGACCUUGCCAGUAUUCACAGUGCUGCGGAGAACGACUUUAUAACACGCCAUGUCUCAGGUAUUUGUUGGAUUGGACUUAAUGACCUCAGAGCAGAAGGCAAUUUCCAAUGGUCGGAUGGAUCAUCAUUUGUUUACAAAAACUAUAGCAACAACGAACCAAAUGAUAUCCAUGGCCAAGAAGACUGUAUAGAAAUAAAUUUGUGGUCAAAUGGUUGGAAUGACUUAAAUUGCGGUAGGACGCUGUGUUACGUCUGCAAGCAGACCAAG